CCUCUCCCCCAUCCAAGCUCGGCCGGAAACUCCGCUCCAUUUCCAUUACAAACUCGGCCCUCCGGCUGCGGGCUUUUUUCCCCCUUUUUUUCAACAGUGUGCAGUAGAAGUAAAGGUUUAGUACCAUGUUAUAUAACCUCCACUAGUUAUCCAGCUUAAGGUUUCCCAGCUUCCCCGUUAUUUCAGUGAAGAGAGUUUUUCCUCUCCUCGGUGCAGAUGUGUGCGGCUCGGCGGCUGAAUUUUCUUCUCUCACUUUUCUCGGGACUCUUGUAAACAUGCAGCCCCCGCCAAGAAAGGUGAAAGUGACUCAGGAGCUGAAGCAUGCUUACGCAGAGCAGCUGAGCAAAUUUAAUGUGAAGCAUCAGACUGACUGCGAUCUUCUGGAAGACCUGAGGACAUACAGCCAGAAGAAAGCAGUUAUAGAGAAAGACUAUGCACAGGCACUGCAGAAGUUGGCGUCUCAGUAUUUGAAGAGGGAAUGGCCUGGGGUCCAAUUAGAAGAGCAGAAAGACUACAGGAACGUUUACACAGUAUGGAGGGCAUAUCUAGAGGGUGUAGUUAAAGUGACCCAGUCUCGGAUCAGUGGCUCUGACAGCUAUAGGAGCCAGGUAUCGGAGCCUAUCAAGACUUUUCGAGUCCACAAAGAACAACAACUAAAAAAGUGUAUUGAGCAGCUCAUGCGGGUUCAAGCUGAGCUUCAGGAGACAGUGAAGGACCUCACCAAGUCCAGAAAGAAGUACCAGGAAACUGAGCAGAUGGCCCAGGCUGUGAGGGAAAAAGCAGAUAUGGAGGCAAAGUCCAAACUCAGUCUGUUUCAGUCCAGAUCCAGUUUAAAAAGAGCAAGCGUGAAGUUGAAAGCUAAGAGAAAUGAGUGUAACUCCAAAGCCACCCACGCCAGGAACGAAUAUCUGCUUACUCUGGCAGCAGCCAAUGCACACCAUGGUCGUUACUACGAGACAGAUCUGAUCAGCUGCAUUAAGAUCUUGGACGGCAGCGUGUAUGAUCACAUGAAAGGUUAUCUGGUUUCCCUGUGUCAGGCUGAGCUGGAGGCAUCCCACGUUGUUCAGGACACCUUCAACUUCCUCCUGGAGAAGUCCAGUGGGGUUAUUCAGGACUUUCACCAGGAACUUUUUGUUCAGGAGAAUGCUGUGUUUCAGAAAGUGUCUCCAUUCAACUUUCAACCCUGUGAUAGUGAUUCUGUAAUGCAAAUAGAGAAGGAGACUGGCACGGCGGAGGAGCACACCUUGAAUAAAGAGGCUCGGAAGUGGGCUACUCGGGUAGCAAGGGAACAUAAGAACAUCAUCCACAGUCAACGGACUCUGACGGAUUGUGAAGGGAUGCCUCAGCAAGAGCAGAACUCCAGUGAAUUAGAGCUAAAGAUAGAGGAGGCGAAAGAGAACAUACGAAAAGCCGAGACAGUAAAGCUGAAGGCCGAAGCUCGCCUGAACCUGCUGAGAGAUGUGGGUGUUGCUGUGGACACCUGGGUUAAGAGCGCCAUGAACCAAGUGAUGGAAGAGCUGGAAAACGAAAAAUGGGCUACAAUGACAACUCAUGAUGCUUCUCUUUCAAGCACAGCAGAUUUUGACAGAGAGGAGGAUGAGGAGACAGAAGACACAGAAACACUAGAUGAUAGCAGCUCCAGUCCUUCUAGCACCUUGAGGAACUACCCGCUGACCUGCAAAGUGCUUUACUCAUACCAGGCAUCACAACCAGAUGAGCUAACUAUUGAGGAGCAAGAAGUGCUGGAAGUCAUAGAUGACGGUGAUAUGGAGGACUGGGUUAAGGCCAGAAAUAGAGCAGGACAAGUGGGCUAUGUACCAGAGAAGUACCUGCAACUGCCAUCUUCAAACAGUCUAUUGAGCAUGCUUCAGUCCUUGGCAGCCCUGGACACACGCUCAUACUCCUCCAAUAACUCAACAGAGCAAGAGCUUGAGUCUGCCACUGAGCAUGCCCAGACCAGCCCAAAUGGAGACAACAGUGUUCACUUCGCAAAGGCAUUGUAUGAUUAUGAGGCUCAGACUGAGGACGAGCUCUCCUUUCCUGAGGGAGCAAUCAUUCGAAUUUUGAACAAAUACAACCAGGAGGACGAUGGCUUUUGGGAAGGCGAGUUUAACGGCAGCGUUGGGGUCUUUCCUGCUGUGCUGGUGGAAGAUCUCGGCAUGCCUAAUGGCGAGGAUAUGCAGACAGGCAUGGAGACCCAGGAGUCUCCAUGUAAUCAGAGUCAUCCUCCUCGUCCCUUGUCUAUGACUCAGUACCAGCCCACAUCCAGCAGUAGCCCUGUCUCUAGUCCUCUUGCCACACCCACUCUGCCUUCUCCAAUCUCCAGCCCGGCCAGCUCCUCAGCCUCCCCUCUUGCCAGCCCACGCUCUCUUAACGGCUACCACAGACCAGCCCCGGCACCCCCUAAAGCACCCAGUGGCGACCAUGCUCACAGCUCUACACCUCCACCCAGGUACAAUGCAGACAGCAGACCAGGAACACUGAGGCCUGUACGUGCUGCGCCUCCCCCUCCCCCUCCCAAACAGCAGGCCCAGGGUCAAGUACAGAAGAAAGAAGAAGUAGAGAUCACACUGGUGUAGAUGCACCACCCUGAUAGUCGCUCCAUCAUUUUACUCGAACUCUGUGGUGGUCUCACUGUGCGGUUCCAAGUGAAGGAACGCUUAGGGUUUGGGUCAUAUCAAACCCAAAUGGUUGCAGCAGUGAAAAGCCGAAUGCAUCUGGAAUGCAUUUUGCAAACAGCUGAGCUUAACCAAACCAGAGAUCCCUUCAUAUUGUCUGCUUCCAUCUUCCUUCCUCCGUUUUGUCUUCUAUAUUGGAGUCAUUAACUGGGAACUGAGCAUGCUGGGGGAUCAGCAGACAGUGAAAUAAAACACUAUAGUUUUUAUUACAAGUUUCAAAUUUCAGAUGAGUUUAUUAAGCUGACAUUUGACUCUUCUGUUUACUUCCUGUGGAACAGACUCACAGUGUGACAGGAGUUGGCCCGUCCAGGACUGGAACACGACUGGAAGUAAAAUAGACUUCUUCAAAGGGAAAAGUGGCAAUUUCAUUUCGGUGCAUUUCAAAUUAGGAUGUGUUUGUAUGUAUGUGCAUGCGUAUGGAUGUUUUUUGUUGAAGAGUUCUCUUUGCAAAACACUAUUUCAAUGCAGAUUUAAUAUAAGUAUUGGGUUCACAACUAACACAGCUUGACCAUCUUGAGUCUAACAUGCUUUUUCUGUGGUCGAACAGUAUUUUUUUUUUUUUAGAACUGUCCUUUAUGGUAUCAUAUCAGAACUGUCUCUUGACUGUCCAGGGCUGUGGGGGGGUUUAUGAAAAGAGCUAGAAAGGUGUCUUUCAAAGCAAGACUGACUUAUUGAGAUAGAAAUUCCCUGGCAAGGCUCAAAAAGCACUUUAGUGUUCAGAGUUGUAGAGCAUUUCAGUAUUAUUGCUUGUGGAGUCUGCUGUUGUCAAUAUAUCAUUUUAGUUUAUGCUGCUAGUCCUUAUAGUUUAGAUUCCACCUUUUUUUGGUUUAAUGUAAUUUAUUUCCAUUAAUAAUUAUUAAUAUGUAACAGUCUUCUCUAACACGGUUUUCUUUAAAGCAAAUAGUUUACAGACGGCCUGAGGCAUAGAGGAGUACUAUACCGUUUUGUUAAUUGCAGGAUUAGAAAGGUGAUUGUGUUGAAAUGUAGUUAGUUGAAACAACAUUAAAACUUAUAUUUUUGUGCCUCUUGA
This is a messenger RNA of Silurus meridionalis, 3708 nucleotides long. RefSeq names its product F-BAR and double SH3 domains protein 2. Gene Ontology annotation, molecular function: protein binding. Gene Ontology annotation, cellular component: neuromuscular junction; recycling endosome. The coding region runs from base 276 to 2579 and encodes 767 amino acids. The transcript is spliced from 20 exons. Lineage: Eukaryota; Metazoa; Chordata; Actinopteri; Siluriformes; Siluridae. Gene Ontology annotation, biological process: regulation of actin filament polymerization; neuromuscular synaptic transmission. The record is from RefSeq and is a predicted model, not a curated record.